AUGGUGCGGGGAUUAAUAGUUUUUGUCGUGUGUUUGUUGUUGGAGCCGGUUUGUUGCUGGAAUGACCCUGGUGCCGUUCUGCUGCGGGACAUCCAGGUCCUGACUCUGUACAAGGGCCGCUUCACCACCGGGAGGCGCUCCAGCCCGGUGCCUCAGCUGCAGUGUGUGGGGGGCUCUGCCGGCUGCCACGCCUUCUCUCCGGACGUGGUGCAGUGUCAGAACAAAGGCUGGGACGGGGUGGACGUCCAGUGGGAGUGUAAGACAGACAUGGAUAACUCGCUCCGGUUCGGUCGUGUUGAGGUGAGCUGCGAGGGCUUUAACCACCCCUCAGACCCGUACAUUCUGGCCGGAUCCUGUGGCCUGGAGUUCUCCCUGGAGCUGACGGAGGAGGGGCGCAAGAAGAACCAGGGCGGGUGGGGGUCCCAGCGAGGCUCCGGGGGGUUCGGAGAUUUUGCCUCCAGUUUCUUCGGCGAUUCCUCUGGUCACAAGACUCCUCCUCGUCAGAGCCCGUCUCCCGCCGGAGGGGGGGACGCAGGGGGUCUGCUGGGAGUCUUGCUGCUGCUCGGGGUCGCCUUCGCUGUUUACAAACUGUUCCUGAGCGGGAACACGGGCUCCCAGGGACCAGAGGGAGCACAGGGACCACAGGGACAUCAGCCCGACUCUGGCCCUCCUCCUCCGGGCUUCAAACCUGACUACACCUCCUCUGGUUACCCGGGUGCUAACCCAGGUGCAAACCCGGGCUACGGCUUCAACAGUGACUACACUCAGGGCCAGUAUUUCAACACCAGAGGCCGCUCUGCUCACAACACUGGGACCGGAGGCGGAGGCUUCUGGACCGGGAUGGGGACCGGAGGACUGCUGGGAUACAUGUUCGGACGCCAGAGGUCUCAGCCGUAUCAGAGUCAUGGAUACUACAGUCACGCAGACAGCUACCCCAGAGCCUCUUCAUCAUCACACUCCUCUACCUCCUCUGGGACCAGGACAGCUUCAGGUUUUGGAGGAACAAAAAGAAGAUGA
Messenger RNA from Knipowitschia caucasica, 1017 nucleotides. NCBI's taxonomy places the organism in Eukaryota, Metazoa, Chordata, Actinopteri, Gobiiformes, Gobiidae. The record is from the annotation of a GenBank genome assembly.